AUAUAUCAUUGCUCAAUGCAUAAACCUUGUCGUCUGUGUCUAGGAAGGGCCUCUGCUAACACUUCCUGGACUGAAGAGAACUUUUUAUGUUCAAUCUGUCUAGAUGUGUUCAACAGUCCAGUUUCCACACCAUGUGGACACAACUUCUGCAGAACCUGUAUUACAAAGUUCUGGGAUGAACAAGUCAAGUACAAAUGUCCUGUUUGCAACAAACUGUUCCCAACUAGACCUGAUCUACGGGUCAAUACCCUCUUAUCAGAGUUGGCAGCUCAGUUUAGAACGUCUAUACGAGUCAAAGAUCAGCCUUUUGUUGAAUCAGCAGAAGUUCCCUGUGACGUCUGUACUGGGACCCAGCUGAAGGCUGUGAAGUCCUGCCUAGUGUGUCUUAUCUCUUACUGCCAAACCCACCUGGAGCCACAUCAGAGAGUCGCAGUCCUGAAGAAACAUCGGCUGGUCGAGCCUAUGGACCGUCUGGAAGACAGGAUGUGUAAGACACACAAACAACUUCUGGAGCUCUUCUGCAAGACUGAACAGGUGUGUGUAUGUCAGUUCUGCAAAGAGACAGACCACAAGUCCCAUACGGUUGUACCCAUAAAAGAGGAAUUUGAAAUGAAGACGGCCCAGCUGGGGAAGAUAGAUGCGAAAGUUCCACGGAUGAUCCAGGAGAGAAAACGAAAGAUUAAGGAGAUCAAUGACACAUUAGAAAUUAGCAAGAAAGACGCAGACAGAGAGCUAGCUGAUGGUGGGCAGGUCCUCGCUGCUCUGAUGUGCUACAUUAGAAAGUGCCGGGAUGAUUUCAACCGAACGGUUGGAGAGAAACUGAAAUCCACAGAGAAAGAAGCUGAAGACCUCAUCAAAGAGCUGCAGCAGGAAAUAGAAGAUCUGACCAAUAGAAGCUUAGAGGUGAAGAAGCUCUCACACACUAAAGACCACCUCCACUUCCUCCAGGCCUUCAGAUCCCUGAAGGAUCCUCCACCCACCAGGGACUGGACCACGGUGGAGGUCCGUCCUCCGUCAUACGUAGGGACCUUGAGGAGAUCCCUGGAUCAGCUGGAGGAGACACUGAACAUGGAGAUGGAGAAGCUGUCUGGUGAUGCUGAACUGAAGAGGGUCCAGCAGUAUGAAGUAGAUGUGACUCUGGAUCCUGAUACAGCUCUUCCCCGUUUCAACCUCUCUGUUCUCACGAGGCAGAGCUUCUCCUCAGGGAGAUUUUACUUUGAGGUCCAGGUUAAAGACAAGACUACAUGGUGUUUAGGAGUGGCCAGAGAGCCCAUCAAGAGAAAACAUAUGAUCAUAUUGACCCCUAAGAACGGCUCCUGGACUAUUAAAUUCAACAAGGAUGAGUUGGUAUUCAAUGAUGACCCUGCUGUCCGUCUCCCUCUGAGAGCUGAGCUCCAGAAGGUGGGGGUGUUUGUUGAUUAUGAUGAGGGUCUAGUCUCCUUCUACGAUGUGGAAGCCAGGGUUAAUUUAUACUCUGCUACUGGCUGCAACUUUAGUGAGCCUCUCUAUCCAAUCCUCUCUCCAGGAUACCAUAAUUAUGAAGGUAAAAACUCUGCUCCAAUGAUAAUCUCACCAGUCAAUCAAACAGACUUAACGGGAAUGGCCUCUGCUAACACUUCCUGGUCCGAAGAGAACAUUUCAUGUUUCAUCUGUGAGGAUGAGUUCACCAGUCCAGUUACCACUGCAUGUGGACAUAACUUCUGCAGAACCUGCAUUAGUAAUUUCUGGGAUGAACAAGUCCAGUACAAAUGUCCUGUUUGUAAUGAGCUUUUCCACACAAGACCUGAUCUACGGGUUAACACUCUCUUAUCAGAGCUGGCAGCUCAGUUUAGUACGUCCGUACGAGUAAAAGAGCAGCCUUGUGUUAAACCAGCAGAAGUUCCCUGUGACGUCUGUACUGGGACCAAGCUGAAGGCUGUGAAGUCCUGCCUAGUGUGUCUUAUCUCUUUCUGCCAAACCCACCUGGAGCCACAUCAGAGAGUCGCAGGCCUGAAGAAACAUCGGCUGGUCGAGCCUAUGGACCGUCUGGAAGACAGGAUGUGUAAGAAACACAAUCAACUUCUGGAGCUCUUCUGCCAGACUGAACAGGUGUGUGUGUGUCUGUUGUGCACAGUGACAGACCACAAGUCCCAUCCUGUUGUACCUCUAGAGGAGGAAUAUGAAGUGAAGACGGCCCAGCUGGGGAAGAUAGAGGCUGAAGUUCCUCAGAUGAUCCAGGAGAGAAAAGAAAAGAUUAAAAAGAUCAGAGACACAAUAAAAAUUAGCAAGAAAGACGCAGACAGAGAGAUAGCUGAUUGUGGACAGGUCUUCACUACUCUGAUAGGCUGUGUUGAAAUUUGCCGGGAUGAUUUCAACCAAACGGUUAAAGAGAAACUGAAAUCCACAGAGAAACAAGCUGAAGACCUUAUCAAAGAGCUGGAGCAGGAAAUAGAAGAUCUGACCAAUAGAAGCUCAGAGGUGAAGCAGCUCUCACACACUGAAGACCACCUCCACUUCCUCCAGACCUUCAGAUCCCUGAAGGAUCCUCCACCCACCAGGGACUGGACCACGGUGGAGGUCCGUCCUCCGUCAUACGUAGGGACCUUGAGGAGAUCCCUGGAUCAGCUGGAGGAGACACUGAACAUGGAGUUGAAGAAGCUGCCUGACUUGAAACCAGGUGUAAAGAAGUAUGCCUGUGAACUCACACUGGACCCGAACACAGCCCACAGACAUCUCUAUCUGACUGAUAAAAACAGAAAGGUGACACAGCUUGGAGUCGAUUCGUUGUGUUGUCACGGGCCUGAGAGAUUUGACUACAGUAGACAGGUGCUGUGUAGAGAGGGUCUUACUGGCCGCUGUUACUGGGAGGUAGAGAGGGAAGCAAUGGUGGAUAUUGGAGUGACAUACAGAGCGAUCUCCAGGAGAGGAUUCGGAGACAGUGAGCUUGGACACAACAAACAUUCCUGGUGUCUCAAUUGUUGUGAUGAUGAAAAUGAUGAUGGUGAUGAUGUUUACUCUGCCUGGCACAACAGUAGAAAAACAAUCAUACCUCUCCCUCCCUCUGGCUCUACCAGAGUAGGAGUGUAUCUGGACCGGCCUGCUGGCUCUCUGUCCUUCUACAGAGUGUCCCCAGGUGGAGGAGGGUCCUCAGACACACUGACACACAUCCACACCUUCCAGGCCUCCUUCACCCAGGAGGACCUCCUCCCUGGGUUUAAGUUAUAUGAGUCUCGUUCCACAGUGUCUCUGUGUCAGUUAUAGUCCCUCCUUCCCUCCCUCCCUGGUCUCUACAGAGUCAGUGACUUUCAUACUGUUAUAUCUUUUGUGUCGUGAUAAUCUAUAGUCAUGUCUGUUUUUUGUCAUGCCGCU
This is a messenger RNA of Gadus macrocephalus (Pacific cod), 3348 nucleotides long. RefSeq lists its product as uncharacterized. Gene Ontology annotation, molecular function: zinc ion binding; protein binding. The transcript is spliced from 4 exons. The record is from RefSeq and is a predicted model, not a curated record. Bases 16 to 3240 code for a protein of 1074 amino acids. NCBI's taxonomy places the organism in Eukaryota, Metazoa, Chordata, Actinopteri, Gadiformes, Gadidae.